AUGGGACUGCGGCCGAAUGCACCCGCGCCUUCCUCAAGACCGCCGCCGCAGACUAUCUCGCAGCCCAAACCUCUGGCAAACCCUUUCACAUUUACCAACCAUGCGGGACCAAAUUUUACCUACCUCGAGAACAAUGUUGCGCUCAAUCCUAAUUCCACCAACAGCACCCUGGCCUAUCCCCUGAAAGUUGACUACAACUACAGCAUCUACGACACCGUCCGCUGCGCAACCUUCACCGAGAUCGUUGCUGCAAAAGAUCCACAUCGGUGCAUCAUCCACACGCGCAUCGAGUACGGACAAUAUGACGGGAAAGCACAUCUGCUUGAAGCUGUCGUCACCGAUCGUGGAGACUGGCUGUUUAACGCAACGACCGCUCUGCAGUACAUCACCGCCGAAUCCUGGGCCCCGAUCCCUAAGGAGAAGCAGGAAACCCGAGAAUACUUGCAGAAGAUUGGCGACCUAUACUUCGACCGCUUUGGCAACAAGUCAGUCGUGAUGCCGUGGGGCUUGCCUUGCUACAGGGUUGAGGGCGGGCUGUACGCGAACGGCACCAUGAACUAUACCACUGGCAUUUGCGAGCAGGCAAUGCCGAGCACCAUCAUCGUGCCUUACCAAAGGUACGUCGUGAACGAGGAGGUGGGCGUUUUGGAUGUCUUCGUAGGAUUUCCUGGACUCGAUAGGACGCAGGUGAAGGAUCCAAUGCCGGAUAGUCACUUGAUGAGAGUGGAGGAUCAUAAGAUCAAGUUUAUGCAUAUCGCGAGUGCGUGCGUGGUCCCUGGGUGUGGAGAGUUUGACCCUGAUGAUCCGUUCAAAGAUACUUGA
Didymosphaeria variabile is the source of this 822-nucleotide messenger RNA. RefSeq lists its product as uncharacterized. The record is from RefSeq and is a predicted model, not a curated record. The coding region runs from base 1 to 822 and encodes 273 amino acids. The transcript is spliced from 2 exons. NCBI's taxonomy places the organism in Eukaryota, Fungi, Ascomycota, Dothideomycetes, Pleosporales, Didymosphaeriaceae.